AUGACAGACACUGUGGUUAGCAGCAGCUCCAACCGAUGGAUGCAUCCCAGCGACCGACCACUGCAGUCAAAUGAUAAAGAACAGCUGCAGGCAGGCUGGUCUGUCCACCCUAGUGCCCAGCCGGACAGACAGAGGAAGCAGGAAGAGCUGACAGAUGAGGAGAAGGAAAUCAUCAACAGGGUGAUCGCCAGAGCUGAGAAAAUGGAGGAGAUGGAGCAGGAGAGGAUUGGGCGCCUGGUGGAUCGGCUGGAGAACAUGAGGAAGAAUGUGGCUGGGGACGGAGUGAACCGCUGCAUCCUGUGUGGGGAGCAGCUGGGGCUGCUGGGCUCUGCCUGCGUGGUGUGCGAGGACUGUAAGAAGAAUGUGUGCACCAAGUGUGGAGUGGAGACCUCCAACAACCGCCCACACCCCGUGUGGCUUUGCAAGAUCUGUAUGGAGCAGAGAGAGGUGUGGAAGCGAUCUGGAGCAUGGUUCUUCAAGGGCUUUCCCAAACAGGUCCUCCCUCAGCCUAUGCCUAUAAAGAAGACCACGCCCCGGCAGCCUGUUGGUGAGCAGACUGUUCUGGAGACCAAGCAUACAGCCCGGAUCCCAGCUCGAGGUGACCCUGAGGACAGGAGGAGUCCAGGUCAGAAGACAGGCCCUGAUGUAGCCUCUGCCCCUGGGCGAGGAAGCUUUGGGCCUCCAGUGCGCAGGGCCUCUGAGGCCAGAAUGGGGGCAUCGCCCCGGGAUUCAGACAGCUGGGACCAUGGCCAUGGCGGGGGCACUGGAGAUGCCAGCCGGAGCCCAGCAGGUUUGAGACGGACCAACUCGGUCCAGGCCUCCAGACCUGCUCCAUCCUCUGUGCCAAGCCCAGUGCCUCCUCAGCCCGCACAGCCAGGGCCCCCUGGGGGCAGCAGAGCCACUUCGGGGCCAGGAGGACGCUUUCCAGAGCAGAGGCCAGAGGUGGCUCCAAGUGACUCCGGCUAUCCAGGGGCCACCGCCCCACCCCGGGAGGAGAGAACAGGGGGAGUUGGGGGCUUCGCAGCACUCGGAGUCAGGGAGGACCGAGUGGCGCACACACCGGGUCCCUAUUCCCAAGUGUCUGCCGCGGUCCCCGCCCGCCAGCCGCCACCCCAGGAGGAGGAGGAGGAAGAGGACGCCAACAGCUACGACUCGGAUGAAGCAACCACCCUGGGUGCCCUGGAGUUCAGUCUUCUCUAUGACCAGGACCACAGCUCCCUGCAAUGCACCAUCAUAAAAGCCAAGGGACUGAAACCCAUGGAUUCCAAUGGCCUGGCUGAUCCCUACGUGAAGCUGCACCUUCUGCCAGGGGCCAGCAAGUCUAACAAGCUUCGCACAAAGACCCUGCGGAACACCCGGAACCCUGUUUGGAACGAGACCUUGGUCUACCAUGGCAUCACAGAGGAAGACAUGCAGAGGAAGACCCUCAGGAUCUCGGUGUGUGACGAGGACAAAUUCGGUCAUAAUGAGUUCAUUGGAGAGACCAGGUUCUCACUCAAGAAACUGAAAGCCAACCAAAGGAAGAACUUCAACAUCUGUCUGGAGCGGGUGAUCCCCAUGAAGCGUGCCGGGACCACUGGCUCUGCCCGCGGCAUGGCUCUGUAUGAGGAGGAGCAGGUGGAGCGGAUUGGUGACAUAGAGGAGCGUGGGAAGAUCCUGGUGUCGCUGAUGUACAGCACACAGCAAGGAGGCCUCAUCGUGGGCAUCAUACGCUGCGUGCACCUAGCCGCCAUGGACGCCAACGGCUACUCGGAUCCAUUUGUCAAGCUCUGGCUGAAACCAGACAUGGGAAAGAAGGCCAAACACAAGACCCAAAUUAAAAAGAAAACCUUGAAUCCAGAAUUUAACGAGGAGUUUUUCUAUGACAUCAAGCACAGCGACCUGGCAAAGAAGUCCCUGGACAUCUCAGUCUGGGACUAUGACAUCGGCAAGUCCAACGAUUACAUCGGAGGCUGUCAGCUGGGGAUCUCAGCCAAGGGCGAGCGCUUAAAACACUGGUAUGAGUGUUUGAAAAACAAGGACAAGAAGAUUGAGCGCUGGCACCAGCUACAGAACGAAACCACGUUGCCCCCUUCAUCCUUUGCUCUAAACAGCAGUGGGCUACCUCACACACCCGACAUCGUCCUACAGGACUCUACCCCUCCAGUUAAUUUCUGGAGGGCAUAG
Molecule: messenger RNA, 2166 nt
Organism: Castor canadensis (American beaver)
Lineage: Eukaryota; Metazoa; Chordata; Mammalia; Rodentia; Castoridae
Gene: Rph3a
Product: rabphilin 3A
Biological process (GO): exocytosis; spontaneous neurotransmitter secretion; intracellular protein transport
Cellular component (GO): extrinsic component of synaptic vesicle membrane; synapse; neuron projection
Molecular function (GO): small GTPase binding
Source: RefSeq, a predicted model, not a curated record